ACUCGUCACUCGUCAGUCUGUCACAGUCACGACCACAGAUAAGUUGAUUCGUGUUUGCAAAAGCAAAGGGUGUGUGCCCGUUAAAAAAUCGCGUGUGUUCAUACAUGUGGUGGUUAAAAGUGUGUAGGGCUUGAAGUUUAACAUAUUUGAUUGGAUACUGUUGAUAUAAACACAAGAUGCCGAAACAAAUGAACGUUCGGGUGACCACGAUGGACGCCGAGCUGGAGUUUGCCAUCCAGCAAACGACGUCCGGCAAGCAGCUGUUCGACCAGGUGGUGAAGACGAUAGGGCUGCGCGAGGUGUGGUUCUUCGGUCUCCAGUACACCGAUUCCAAGGGCGAUCUCACGUGGGUGAAGCUAUACAGGAAGGUGAUGAGCCAGGACGUGAAGAAAGAGAACCCGCUGCAAUUCAAGUUCCGCGCCAAGUUCUAUCCCGAGGACGUCGCCGAAGAGCUCAUCCAGGACAUCACUUUGCGACUGUUCUAUCUGCAAGUGAAGAACGCUAUCCUCUCCGACGAGAUAUACUGCCCGCCCGAGACGUCGGUCCUUCUGGCUUCCUACGCCGUUCAGGCUAGGCACGGGGAUUUCCAGAAACUGUUGCACAACUCGGGCUUCCUGGCCAACGACAGGCUGCUGCCCCAAAGGGUUAUGGAUCAACACAAAAUGUCGAAAGACGAAUGGGAGAACAGCAUAAUGACAUGGUGGAAAGAACACAGGGGUAUGCUGAGGGAGGACGCCAUGAUGGAAUAUUUGAAAAUAGCACAGGAUCUGGAAAUGUAUGGCGUCAACUAUUUCGAAAUUCGAAAUAAGAAAGGGACAGAGCUAUAUCUUGGGGUAGACGCCUUAGGAUUGAAUAUCUACGAGAAAGAUGACCAGCUAACGCCGAAGAUCGGCUUCCCGUGGUCGGAAAUCCGCAACAUUUCCUUCAACGAUCGCAAGUUCAUCAUCAAGCCGAUCGACAAGAAGGCGCCGGACUUUGUGUUCUUCGCACCGCGCGUGCGCAUCAACAAGCGCAUCCUGGCGCUGUGCAUGGGCAACCACGAGCUGUACAUGCGCCGGCGCAAGCCUGACACCAUCGACGUGCAGCAGAUGAAGGCGCAGGCGCGCGAAGAGAAGCAGGCCAAGCAGCAGCAGCGCGAGAAGCUGCAGUUCGAGAUCGCGGCGAGAGAGAAGGCGGAGAAGAAGCAGCAGGAGUACGAAGACAGGAUAAAGGCUAUGCAGGAGGAGAUGGAGCGCAGUCAAGCCAACCUGGUGGAAGCCCAGGAGAUGAUCAGGCGGCUGGAGGAGCAGCUGAAGCAGCUCCAGGCGGCCAAGGAGGAGCUCGAGCAGCGGCAGAACGAGUUGCAGGCGAUGAUGGAGAGGUUGGAGGAGAGCAAGAACAUGGAGGCGGCCGAGCGGCAGAAGCUCGAGGACGAGAUCAGAGCGAAGCAGGUGGAGGUGAUGCGCAUACAGGAAGAGGUGGAGGCCAAAGACACGGAAACCAAGCGGCUGCAAGAGGAGGUGGAGAACGCCAGACGCAAGGAGGAGGAGCUGCGGCAGCAGCAGCUGGCCACCGCCGCCAAGGGCCACCUCGAGGAGAACGAGCACAACGAGGAGGACGACGAGGCCGUCAACGGUGAUGCCGGCAGGGAUCUGGCCGUCGACGAGAGCAUCGUCGAUCCGAUCGAAGACAGGCGCACGCUGGCCGAGCGAAAUGAACGGCUGCAGGACCAGCUGCUGGCGCUGAAGAAGGACCUCGCCCUAUCCCGCGACGACACGAAAGAAACCGCCAUGGACAAGAUCCACAGGGAGAACGUACGUCAGGGCAGGGACAAGUACAAGACGCUGCGCGAGAUCCGCAAAGGGAACACCAAGCGCCGCGUCGACCAGUUCGAGAACAUGUAAUCUCGGCCGUCGAAACGACAAUGCCUGCGCCGCUGUUCUGUUGUGUGUAGGCACAGGGUAGUACGUGCCGAGGAUGGUUCGCUGUUUGUGUGGGCGCGAAUUCAAUACUACCCGAACUAGAGACAAUAAUCCGUGCGGAAACAAGUUGACACAUAAUUUUCGGCCGAGAGCACAUUGAAACAGCGAAUCACUAUCGGCCCCAACAGUCAAUUGCUUUACAGUGUUUUUUUUUCGAUCAAAUUUCCGCCACCCGCAUUUUUUAUGGUUGAUCACAGCAAACUAUCGUCUGAUGACAUCAAAUAUUAUUACAAUAGUUAUUAUACUCAUUGUCUACCAAUUUAUUUCUGUAGUAAUGACUUUGAGCUGAACAUACUUGUUCAUAAUACAGUGUAUCACAAUUUGGUCCAUCCGAACCCACCCGUGUACUUUCUAGGGCGAUUUGAAAAAUUAUUUCCUAUAAACAUAUUUUUUUGGCCUACUGGGAUCAUAAAAACUCCAUCAAAAUUGAGGAAAACGCAUGAGGCAUUCUCUUUUACUCAUAUUCUGAUUAUGGCAAUCGAUUUGGACGAGUUACAAAUACUGCUAUUCCAAUUUUCAAAACAAUAUCUCAUAAGGGGUGUUUUUUAUCAACGUUACAAUUUUUCAAUAAUUGCAUUGUUCAGUCACCGUGUAUGAUAGUUCUUGAUAAAAUUAUUCUAGUCGAGAUUUGAUCAUAUGUCUACAGAGUAAGAUAAAUUACGUAUAAAAUCACUAGAAAUUAAAAUUUAUAAUGAAAAAAUGAAAAACUGAAUAGUACCAAUCGAAAAAUAACAUCAGAAGAUUAUAAAAAUAAUGAAACAGCAGCGAUUUCUAACAAGUUCAGAUUUUUAUAUUCUCGAUCAAAUCUACUUCAUUCUCUAUGCACUUUCCAUAUCUCUUUCGCACGCUAUUUUCAACUCUCCUCAGUUCUUCUGGUGGUAUUUCUCUGCAAAUAUUUCAUGGCCUGAAUUUUUCACUCUGUAGCCAGAUUAUCUAAUCCUGACUACCAUAAUGUCUGGUAUUAUUCAAAUUCUUGAAAGAAUUAUACACGGUGACUUGAAGAAUGCAAUUAUCCAAAAAUUGUAACUUUGAUAAAAAACACCCUUUAUGAGAUAUUGUUUUGAAAAUUGUUAUUGGGGUAUUUGUGGCUAGUCCAAAUCGAUUGCGAUCAUCAAAAUUUCUGAAUAAAUAAUGUUUAAUCCGUUUUCUUCAAUCUUGCUUGAGUUAUUGGGAUCGCAGUAGGCUAGAAAAUUGUGAUUCAUUUCUUUUUCUUGACAAAGUAGAUAAUUUUGAGUACUAUAUUAUGAGAAAAAAGAAUUCUCAAAUCAUCCUAGGAAUGCGAAAGUACAGGAGUGGGGAGGUCCAAAUUGUAACACACUGUAUAACAAUGAUACACAAAUGUUUGAUUCGCAGUAAUAAGAUCAAAAACUGGAAAAGUAAUGUGGCUGUAAUAUCAUCAGACUACACCUAUUCUACGUCAUCAACUCAACCAAUAUACAGGGUUAUUGGUAAUUCGGUACAUUCCUUUGGAGAUGUGAUAGGGAAGGUAGUAGGGAGUGAAUUUGACCCUAAUAUGCAUUCGGCAAAAGUAAAUAGUGUUUGAGAUAUUUGAAUUUUUCUGUUUAUCUGUUUAUUUUUUAACCAACAAAAAUAUUUAUUCAUUUCAGUUAUUGCAUUACAUUAUUUCCUCCAUUGAUACAUUUUAUACAAAUUAUAUAUAAAGUAUAAUUAAUUUUCUAGUAGGAAUGACAAGAAUGAUCAGACAGUAAUUCCUGGUAUAUGAUCAUUCAUGAAGUAUUAUCGACUGUUGUAUAAUUGAAAUUACAAAUAGUAAACAAAACUUGCAUAUCAUUAUUAUAUCUCAAAAUAACAGUACUCAUAUUAUAGUGAACAAG
Molecule: messenger RNA, 3796 nt
Organism: Phaedon cochleariae (mustard beetle)
Lineage: Eukaryota; Metazoa; Arthropoda; Insecta; Coleoptera; Chrysomelidae
Source: the annotation of a GenBank genome assembly